AUGGACCGUGGAGAAAGCAGCUCUGGUCCUAAUAAACGUCGUCUUCUCCCAUUAGCACCGGCUGCCGCAGGCGGCUCAGGACAAGGUGCCGGCGGUGGCACAACCACGAAAGGAAGAAGACAAGUUACCGCAGCGUGUGAAGCAUGUCGGAGAAGAAAGUCAAAAUGUAAUGCUGAGCGCCCAAAAUGCAGCCUCUGUGUCAGACAUGAUACCGAGUGCAAAUAUGCAACGGCCCCAACAGAAACACAUUCACAGGCAUUGAAACGGAAACAUAGCGAACUUCAGGACCGUAUUACUCCAUACGAGGAGCUAUUCGACAUUCUAAAGUCUAAGUCUGAGACCGAAUCUCUCGAAAUCCUUAAGAGGAUCAGGUCCGGCAACGAUGUCGGAUCUAUCUUGCGUCAGGCGAAGGAUGGUGAUCUCCUGAUGCAGCUUUCCUUGGCCCCUGAGGCCCGUCGCCGAUACGAAUUCCCUUACAUACCCGACAUGCCAGCCACGAUCAUGGUUCCAGAUAACUUGUAUCUACGUUCUUUCAUUUACGAAACUACCUUUCAUGCUCAUCCUACUCAUGGUUCUGCACUUGAUGUCAAUCGUGAAGGGCACGGUGAUGAUAGGUAUCUCAAGCCGUAUCAUGCAGCUCAGCUUGUUGAGCCAAGUUUCUCGAAUAUAAAGGUCUCGGAAUGGACUCCAGUGUUAAAGGACGAUCACGUAUUAAGGAAGCUUCUCCAAGCCUACUUAUACUAUCAACAUUCAUGGACUGCCGCAUUUCAUAUGGAUUAUUUUCUCCAGGAUAUGGCAGCGGGCCGGACACGUUUCUGCUCUACUCUACUGGUCAACGCCGUCCUUGCUGCUGCAUGCGCCAUGAGCCGUGAACUUCCAGACCGAAAUAAGUUCUGGGUCCCCCAAACCCUCGGUUACCAAUUCCUAGCGGAAGCAAAGAGACUUUGGGAAAUCGAAAGUGGAAGUGUACCCGGCAAACUAACAACGAUACAAGCAGCCAUUAUUCUCAGCAUUGUGGCAACUACCACCGCCAUGGACAAAGUCGGCACAUCAUACCUACUCCAAGCCAUGGCCAUGGCAACAAAUAUAAACCUAUUCACGGCUACCUGCGGUACGCGAGAUGGGAUCACGCGAAAGGCGCGAGCAUUCACUGCUUGGGGAUUAUUUUGUUGGCAAGCCUGGCAACGUUUCUACUUCGGGCUCCCCCCUCUCCUCGCAAGUGCCCCAGCGUACCCCCUACCAGACCCGAUGGUCGACCCAAAGUGGUUCGGGGAGGUAUGGAUACGCUACCCUCUAGGCCAGGACAUAUACCCGACACAUCUUGGCUGCACCAUGAAAGCGAAUUUCGAGUUGCGGAAACUGAUGAACGAGAUGGCGUCCCAAAUCUUCGAAGACAACGGCUCCCCUCACAUCACCGUUGAGAAGGCCCUCGAAUGCAAGUCUAUGUUAGAUAAUUGGUUCUCCAAUCUACCAGAGCCUCUUAUCCCGACGAAGGUUGUGCUGCCAGAUCAUAUCAAGAUACACAUAGAAUACUACGGCACAAUGAUAACCCUCGUCCGCCUCCUCGCGCAAUGCGGCACCCCACUGGACCUAACAUGGCAAAACGUAAUCACGCACGCCGAAGUGCGUCUCGAGACUCUCCUGCGGCUCUACUACCUCCGACACAGCUUCGAAUCCUACGACCCGCUCCUAAUGCACUGGCUAAUGUUCCUCGGCGACUCCAUCCUCCUCAAACUCGACUCACCCCAAGCCAUCCUGCAAAUCCCCUCCUACCACCCACGCCCGAACCCCGAAUCCCUCCGCUCGACCCUAAUCCUCUGCGCGAAAGGUCUCUACGACCAAUCCCGCAACUUCCACAUCGCAGUCCUCCUCUACCGUCUCCUCCGCGACCGCAUGAAAGCAAACGACCUCGACCUCCUGCGAACCCACAUCUUCGCCUCCCCCUCAUCCAGCAGCAGCAGCGGCGUCAUCGCCGAAGACGACGAGCCCCUCAUGACGCAAUACGUGCAAGCGCAAUGGCUCGCGCCGAUCGUAACCCCCAUCGACGGUGGUUCCAGCGACGACAGCUCAAAACGCACCCUCGACUACCUCCUGCGGGAGUACGAAAAACUCUCCAUCGACCGCCGCGGAGACGCCGAAGACGUAAGCGAAGCGGAAACGGACACGACUCCUCCGCUAAUCACGCCGUCUUCGUCGUCGUCGGUGGCCGCGCAGCGGAUCACGCCGCCGCAGCCGCCGCGGCGCACCUGA
Molecule: messenger RNA, 2250 nt
Organism: Annulohypoxylon maeteangense
Lineage: Eukaryota; Fungi; Ascomycota; Sordariomycetes; Xylariales; Hypoxylaceae
Exons: 5
Coding region: 1-2250 (749 amino acids)
Biological process (GO): DNA-templated transcription; regulation of DNA-templated transcription
Molecular function (GO): DNA binding; DNA-binding transcription factor activity, RNA polymerase II-specific; zinc ion binding
Source: RefSeq, a predicted model, not a curated record